CUGCCUGUACCUUGCUGCUCCAGGCCAAGGUGAUGCAGACCCUCAGGCGAUUGUAAACUUUCACUGUUGCUAUUGCUUUCAUAUACAAGAGAAAAGGUGUUCAGUGUUUGCUGGAGCAGUCAUCAUGAAACAACAGAUAUUAAUUGCGCUUCUGCUUGCUGUGGCAGCCUCUGCAGUUCAGCAAGUUGAGAUUCAAGAAGACGAGGCACCUCCACAACCAUACGCAUUCAGCUAUGCUGCUGGAAGGCGUCCUGGUCAUGUGGACAGAACCCACUCAGAAACCAGAGAUGAACUUGGAGUUGUUAGAGGCCAAUUUUCCUACGUCGACCCCCGAAAUCGUGUGCGAACUGUCCAGUAUGUGGCGGACGCGAAUGGAUUUCACCCAGUUUUGAACACAGGAUCCGCGCCUGUGACGGACACCCCAGUUGUUGCAGCAGCCAAACUAAGGCACCUUGCGCUGGCCGAGAAAAUUGCCGCUGACCACGCUCGCAUUGCUGCAGAACGAGCAGCGCUUGCUCCUCCGUCAGAGCAAAUUCUCGACGGUCACUUGUAAUUAACUGAAAGAGCAGGGCAGAAAAAUUAAAUAAGAAUCUAAUGCAUUUUUCAUAAUCCUGUAUUGUCCUUUGACGUAAGAUAAAUCUGACAUGUAAUAUAUAUGCUGCAAUAAUUCUCUCACUGGGAAGCUAUACAGAUACUGUUUUCGAGUGGAGUAGUUUUGCAAGCUUUAUACUUUUGAUUUCUUUGUAACAGCAGUAAAUGCAGAUUUAACUAAAAUUAAAAUUUGGAUAACAAAAGUUGA
Messenger RNA from Neocloeon triangulifer, 799 nucleotides. RefSeq names its product cuticle protein 7-like. Gene Ontology annotation, cellular component: chitin-based extracellular matrix. Lineage: Eukaryota; Metazoa; Arthropoda; Insecta; Ephemeroptera; Baetidae. The transcript has 3 exons. The coding region runs from base 125 to 553 and encodes 142 amino acids. The record is from RefSeq and is a predicted model, not a curated record. Gene Ontology annotation, molecular function: structural constituent of chitin-based larval cuticle.